Pseudocercospora fijiensis CIRAD86 is the source of this 1593-nucleotide messenger RNA. RefSeq lists its product as uncharacterized. Bases 186 to 1328 code for a protein of 380 amino acids. Gene Ontology annotation, molecular function: mRNA binding. Gene Ontology annotation, cellular component: cytoplasm; nucleus; ribonucleoprotein complex. Lineage: Eukaryota; Fungi; Ascomycota; Dothideomycetes; Mycosphaerellales; Mycosphaerellaceae. The transcript is spliced from 4 exons. The record is from RefSeq and is a predicted model, not a curated record.
CAUCAACACUACUCACCACCAAAAACUCCCGGAUCUUGCCCUCUAAGCUAGGCAACCAACUCUCCCUCGACAAUCUGUUUUCCACAGCUCGACGAGUGUUCACGAAGUACUUCAGUCACCGAAGUACAGUCCUCAUUCAACGCCACAUCUAAUACACUUCGUGCAAAUCAAACACCGCCAAUACAAUGUCUGUCGACGCUGCCACUACCCAAAUGGCAAACACCACCCUCAACGAGCCAAGCGCCAGUGCUGAAGGCGCCAACGUCGGCCAAGGCGGCGACAAGCCCAUCAACGCUUCGCAGAACGAGGCCGUCAUCGCCAGCGCCGCUGAGGGUCGGAGACUUUACAUUGGAAACCUCGCGUAUGCGACCACCGAGGGAGAGUUGAAGGAGUUCUUCAAGGACUACCUUGUCGAAACCACAUCUAUCCCAACCAACCCACGCACUACUCGCCCAGUUGGCUACGCCUUCGUUGACGUAUCCACGCCUUCCGAGGCCGAGCGUGCUAUUAACGACUUGAACGGGAAGACCAUCCUCGACCGCAAGGUCUCCGUUCAGCUCGCCCGCAAGCCUGAACCAGCCGCCGAGAAGGCUUCUCCAGCUGCAGAGAACGCAGAGGGCGGCGAUGGUCAGCAGCGCCGCCGCAAUUCUACCCGAGGCCGUGGCCGCGGACGUGGACGUGCUGGUCGCGCCGCUCGCGGUGGCCGCGGUGGCAAGCGUGAGACCAACGGAGAGGCUGGUGCUGAGGAGGCUACCAUCAAUGGGGCUCCAACCAACGUCCCAGGCCAGGUCAAUCCUCUCACAUCCACCACCAACGAGGCUCUCAGCGCUCAGCCAGGUGAGGCUGGAAGCAUCACAUUAGACCCAAGCAAGGACGGAAAGAACAAUGCAACCCGCCCACGCAAGCAGCGAGGUCCACCAGAGGACGGUGUCCCGAGCAAGACGAAGAUCAUGGUCGCCAAUUUGCCAUACGAUCUUCGUGAGGAGAAGCUGCUCGAGAUCUUCGCCGACUACUCGCCGACUUCCGCCAAGAUUGCGCUUCGACCGAUUCCUAAGUUCAUGGUCCGCAAGCUCCAAGCCCGCAACGAGCCACGCAAGGGCCGCGGCUUCGGCUUCGUUACACUCGCUAGUGAAGAGCUGCAACAGAAGGCGUGCAGCGACAUGAACGGCAAGGAGAUCGAGGGUCGCGAGAUCGCCGUUAAGGUCGCGAUUGAUAGUCCAGGAAAGGAGGACGAGGAUCCAAAUGCCCCAAUCGAGGGUGAGGCCGAAACCGAUGCUCACCCUUCGACCGCCGAGGGCUCUGCCAACGUGAACACUGCCACCGCAUAAGUAAUCUGUCCUCGACAUUACCCCCAUGCCAUCCGGCUCUUCACUCUACUCUCCGAUUACAAAGGCAGCCAAUUGGCUUAUCUGGCAUGGGCAAAGGCGUGCAGCAUUCAGAAUGAUCGGGUUGCGUUGCGGUACUGAGUGGUAGGCAAGUACAAACCAAUGAGAACAUAUAUCUCGAGUUGCAUUGUGCGUUACCAUUCAACAAACUGUAUUCGAUGUAGUUUACGUAGAUCCAAAAGAAUUGAUGAGAAUCGGGCAAUUUCAG